Molecule: messenger RNA, 915 nt
Organism: Colletotrichum karsti
Lineage: Eukaryota; Fungi; Ascomycota; Sordariomycetes; Glomerellales; Glomerellaceae
Exons: 3
Coding region: 1-915 (304 amino acids)
Cellular component (GO): mitochondrion; cytoplasm
Source: RefSeq, a predicted model, not a curated record
AUGGCGGCCAGCAAUAACUACUCUUCCCCCAGCUUCACCAGCUCGGUCGUGGACGCCAUGAAGAAGCACUACCCGGAAGAGCUGGCCGACAGGCGCUGGGACAACGUCGGCCUCCUCCUCGGUAACAUCGAGACCCCGGAAUCCCGGCAGCCCAAGAACCCCGUCGUCCUGCUCACGAACGACCUCACCUACGCCGUCGCCGACGAGGCCAUCCAGAAGAACGCCAGCGUCAUCGUGAGCUACCACCCCUUCAUCUUCUCCGGCCUCAAGUCAAUCACCACAAACGACCCGCAACAAGCCACCCUCCUCCGCCUCGCCGCCCACGGCAUCGCAGUCUACUGCCCCCACACCGCCAUCGACGCGGCCCCCAACGGCCUGAACGCCUGGCUCGGCGACAUCGUCUCCGGCGGCCCCGCCUCCUCCUCCUCCGCGACCCCCACCGAGCGCGCCGUCAUCACCCCGCUCGCCGCCGCACCCCCCGGCUUCGAGGGCUCCGGGUACGGUCUGCUCUGCACCUUCCGUCAGCCCGAGUCGCUCAAGGCCAUCAUUCGUCGCGUGGCCGAGCGCGUCGACAUGCGCCACGUCAUGGUCGCGAGCCCGGAUCCCGCGAGGGUCUCGACGGCGCGCGUGGAUGCUGUGGCGGUGUGCGCCGGCAGCGGGUGGGAUGUUGUCAAGGGCGCCAAGGCGGACGUGAUCGUCACCGGUGAGAUGAGCCACCAUAAUGCCUUGAAGGCGGUGCAGGAGGGGAAGACUGUCAUCACCGUCUUCCACAGCAACUCGGAGAGGGGGUACUUGAAGGAAGUGAUGAAGCCGUUGUUGGAGGGAGAGCUGAAGCAGAAGGAGGCGGGGGUGCAGGUCCUGGUCAGCGAGGCCGAUCGUGACCCCUUUGACAUUAUCGAUGUUAGGGAGCUUUGA